Penicillium daleae is the source of this 8700-nucleotide messenger RNA. RefSeq names its product DNA-binding protein kinase TEL1 (gene atmA). The record is from RefSeq and is a predicted model, not a curated record. Gene Ontology annotation, biological process: DNA repair. NCBI's taxonomy places the organism in Eukaryota, Fungi, Ascomycota, Eurotiomycetes, Eurotiales, Aspergillaceae. Gene Ontology annotation, molecular function: protein binding; protein serine/threonine kinase activity. The coding region runs from base 1 to 8700 and encodes 2899 amino acids. The transcript has 9 exons.
AUGGGGGAGAUCUAUUUGGACAAGGCGCUCGGGUUGCUGUCUUCGGACAAGCAGAAGGAACGAGCUGAUGGCUUAGCAGAUCUCAAACACAUUCUGCAGCAGAACAAACAGAGCCCUAAGCUACUGGAGCUUAGCGAUAAAGCCUGCCACAAGAUAUUUGAAGCUCUCUUUCGCUUUAUUGCGGUUGAGCGAUCGAUUUACAUCCGCGCCCAACGAUCGAACACCAAAAGCCCGUCAACCACCCGGUUGUCAACAUGCGCCUCGGUGUUUCGCAUAGCAGUCGACACCUUUCUGCGCAACAUCCGAGCGAAAACAGUGCGCGCAAUCCUUGAUCAUAUCACUGAGACAAUACCAGUUCCUGGGGAAGGCCUGUGGGAGCCGCUAAGUGGGGACUACACGAAAUGCUUAACGUCGCUUCUUCAAUACCCUCCCCAUACUGAGCAUCUGGGCGAUGCAGACUGGGAAAGGCUCAUUGAUUUCUGCCUCGAUGCGAUAACUAUACAAGAGAGCAGCGACGAGAGCCAACUCAGCAUCCGCAGUGGACACCGGUGUGCACCCGAAGAUCUGCUGGAUGCAAGUGAUGGCCGCUCGACCCCCCAAAGGAUGACACCCGCCCAAGGAAAUAGAGAGAAAUUUGUGGGCGAUAGAAAUACCGUCGGAGAAGUCCUAGCGUGUACCCAGCUUCUGACAUCAAGUCCCAGCGCCCCCAUACAGGCUGCUGCGGAGAGCAUCCUUCAAGGGCUUGUUGAACUUGUCAGAUCACCAUCCUUGAAGGCCGGAAAUGCACAGCAGCUGGCGUUCAGUAGUAUCAAUACAGUUGUUUCCAGAAUCUUGUUCGACCAGUCCGAGCUGGCUCGGUCGACUCUGACGGAUCUGAUCCCAGUAAUUCGACGCCUGUGGACCACUAAGCUCCAGAGCCUGAAGGAUGAGCUUCUUGCCACAACCAUGCUGUGUCUGGUCAUUUUCGCGGAUGCAGCUCAUAAGAACCCGUCUGAUUCGCUUGUCCGCUCAAUUGAGGGACUGGCAAGCUCCAUCCAGGCCGAAUAUGUGAAGCGGGCUGAUAGGGAAUUGCUCCAGGUUGACGAGACGGUCUUCUACCAAAAAAGAGGAAAAGGAAAUGGACCUGUCUAUGGGCCUCGCCUGGGAAAUUCUCGAUCAGAGCACAACUGGACUGUGAUAUGGGCCCUUGCAAACUUGCUUAAACUGGCCGAAAAAGCCGCUGUUCAGGAGCCCGAUGAAGCCGAUUCUGAAGAGCUCUCAAGCAAGAGACAACGUCUCACAUCAGGCAUAGAUGAUGUAUUCCGUGAUGCAAUAUCUGGAACAGGCGCGCAGAGGAUCUGCGCCCUGCAAUUAGUCCCUUUCCUUGAGGCCGAUGUCGACAUUGACACAAAGGAUUCUUUUGUUCAACGGGCUAUCCCGAGCAUUCUCGAUGACAACAGCACAAUCUCAACUUGGACAUUGAUAGCACUGACAAGUGUCGUUGAUGGCCCAAGUGCCCGGCAUCAUCAACUGAAAGGAUACUGGCCGCAAUCUGUGGAUCUCGCAACUCGUACCUUCUCCUCUUCUGUAACUUCCAGAGCGGCUUGCAAUUUUUUGCGUACAAUACUCGAGGCAGAUCUGCUGGAAUACUCCUUCGUGUCAGAGAACAUACGAUCAUUGCUCUCGUCCGCGAAUUUGAAUGGUCCUUCCGCCAUCUCCGACUCGGCUCUGCAGAUGUGGGCAUCGAUAGCCCGGAAGAGGUUACAUCUGAGUCCUGGAACAGCUCAAAAUGCGUCACAGCAAAUUUGCAGUUGGCUGAGAGAAGUAUGGACGAUUGGUAAUCUCACAGAUCGACUUCAAACUGCUCAGAUCGCCAUGUUUGCCCGCCCGCUCAAUCUACUCGACUUGUUCAUGGCAUGUACUAAUCGACAUUUCGAGAUUCCUGAUCUCCGACAUUAUGGGCCGUCGGGCUUCGUGGCUCGGUUUUGGUUCUACUUCCAUGAAAACAAGGAACUCCUGCGAUAUAUGUUCAGCACAGGUAGUGCUAUCAUGCAUUCCAAUCCUUGGAACCAUGGAGACUUAUGGUCCUUGAAGCCCUCGGCUCGCCAAGAUCCAGAUGAUACCGUGAUAAUUGAAAUGUUGCGAGCAAAGUCUGAGACGUUCCUGCAAUCAUGGAAGACGAUAAGCGAAGACAGAUCGCUUCACAUCACCGCGGACGUUCUGCAAAUCUUGAUCUCUUUCUGCAUUGUUUGUUCACUUUUUGGGGCAUGCCUUCCUCGGCAGUCAAGCUCUCGAGUGCAAGGUCUUCAGCAGAACUGUAAUGCUCUAUGGACUUCCAUUUGCGAGCAUUUGUCAAUACACGAGUCGACUGCCAUCCAACCGUGUCUUGAAAUCCUAUCACCAAUUCUCGCUUCAGAGUCCGAAAUCGAGUUGUCCGGCAUUGGGGCCUCUCUCCAUCCACUUCUUGGCCCGUUGGCGGCAAUCCUCGAAAAGCUUCGCCAAGGCUUGAAAAGGGACGCGCCUAAUCAGAUAGAUAUCAUGGACCUGGACGACCGCUUGACCUACCAAGGAGAUGAGGUCUUCACCAACCAGACAAUUCUUGCCUCCAACCGAGCGGCGACUUGUCUCUUCUCUGACAUUGCCACAUUUCAACGCUGCGAGACCCUUCGACUGUCAAUCUUGUUGAGAGCACAAAUUGAGAACAUUGCUGAUGAAGUUCCGAGGUCAACUAUUGUGGAGUAUCUCACAGACCUGGACGAGUCUGACCUUUUAUCCGCGCAAGGAAUUCUCCCUGCAGUUUAUAAAAGGUGCUCCAAGUUGCAGCGGGAUGACCUGAUUCAAGUUCUAGAGGACCUUGGUGAGAAAUGUCUACAGUCAUAUGAAAUGGAGCGUUGCGAAGCUUCACACGACAUAUGCAUUCGCAUGAUGACGGCUUUCGUUGCGGCGUGGACAGAUUCACAGAAUGACGGCUUUAACGAAUCGGCCAUGGACUUGUACAGCUGGUUCAUGGAGGCUUUGCUUGCGAAGAAGAGGGCAUCAACUCAUGUGUAUAUUGCUCUUUCGGAGCUUGUACAGGCUGUCCUCGAACUAUGUCACUCAUAUGGCAGUGAACAGACCCUCCCAUCUCCACGAACCACCCUUUUCAUGAUCCUGCAAGAGGGUGAUGUUCAAGUUAAAUUUAGCAUUGCUGAUUUUCUACCAACAUUGUUUGAACGAUUCCUCCUCAAAGACCACGACGCAAUCUUUGAUGAUGUUUUGGCAAACCUGCCAAGAGAUCCAGAUUGGAUCGAGGGGAUUGCUCUUCGCCUUCUUGUCCUAUCAAGACUGGCCUCUAAGUGGCAUACCUUACUGCGAAGAAGCAUCUACCAUAUGUUUGAGACUCCAGCCCAAGUUCCGAACUCCCUCGGAUAUGCUCAUAUGUGCAUGGUAUCUACAUCGACAUCUCUUGGCUUGAGGGAUGGAAGAGAGUUGUUCCGUCUGUUCGCUUCUCAAAUACUCUACACUUGGACCGAGACCCAAAGUGUUAUGUCCAUGCCGUAUCGCAUUUUUGGAUAUGGCACCCUUCAAGAAAUGCUCAUCGACGUGAAAGAUGAGGUCGUUGGACAGAUGAUGAUGCGCGGCAAGGAAUUAGAAACCCAGGAACUUGCAAGCUACCUUGAAAUACCUCAUGUUGAACUUCUUGAGACAUCAUUUCAUAAAGCUGAGGCAUACAGUAUUGCACGAGACAUCAGCACACCGCCCGAGCAGGGAAGUCAACCCAAGGGUGUUGAAGUUCGACUGAGGAAGUUGCUUGGACAGGAGAGUUUUAUGAGCCGAAUAGAGGAAAAUUUCCCGCAGAUCAUCGCCACUUUUUUCAGGACUCUUGAUCGACAUGAUCAGAUAGAACGAGCAAUUUCAAAGCGUCCUAGCUUUCGCCAUGCUCUCGAUAUCCAAACCCAAAUUAGUCUGAAAUGUGCUUCACAGAAUUCUCUGCCUGCAAAUCAACAACCGUCAUUCCGAGCUCGCUACCUACUGGAUGAGCUCGAAUUUUUGUGCAAACGUGCGGGCUUUGAGCUUGAAUCAAUAUGGUCACCAGCUCUUGCUACAUAUGUCUGUCGCUCUCUCCUUGAGACCAUACACCCUGCACUGGGAUCUCUGCAUACGUGCUCCGUUAUACGAAAGAUGAGGGUUCUUCUCUGCCUUGCAGGACCAAUCAUGCUGGAAAAUUACCAAUUUGAGAUGAUCCUCAAUGCUCUUCGUCCUUUUAUCGUCGAUGUCCACUGUUCUGAAGAUGCCCUCGGCAUCUUUUGGUACCUUCUUGAGGCAGGGAAAGCUUACUUGUUAGCGAACCCCGGCUUCACAGCUGGCAUCUGCCUUUCGACAUUGGUGACACUCCGAAAGCUCUUUUUGUCAUCCCCGGAAAGUACCACACAGCAGAGUCAGUUUCAAGCUGUGCUUUCGAUCGCACAAACCUUCCGCGAGUGGCUCUGUCAGUUCAUGGACAACUGCCAAGGUUCAGAUUGGAGCACUGAAACCAAGCAAUCGUUUGCAGGGCUGCUGGACUUGGCACGGAAGCUGCCUUCCUUAAUGAACUCCUCAAAUGCCCAAGAUGAAAAUGACCUGGUCUUUGCCAUCCUCAGAGAUCGCGAUUCCACCCAGUCUCUCUUGAGUAAGCCAACUGCAGAUCUGGUGCUCUCUUUACUUUGUCCCGAAUUCAAGGAAAAUAGGACUGUGAACAAGAGCAGCUUCGAGAUUAAUUUGGAUUCUGAAUCACUUGUCUUUUCACUCUGGGAGACACUGCACAGGUUUGAAGACGGCCCCGAGUACCAGCUGUGGGCUGGUCGAAUUAUUGGGCGCUCCUUUGCUGCUACGGGCAAAAUCAAUGAAAGAUUAAUGCGCGAGCAAGAGAAUUCUUUGUUCCAAAGACCGGAAUUGAGUGACCACUCGGAUCUCGCUCACCGGUCGAAGAUUACUAUUCUUCGACUUCUCUGCAGCAAGCUUCAGGUCCAAGAUCAUGCAGAGACUGGCUUAAUUGAGAGGACACUCCAGGUUAUUAUCAGCCACAUCACAGAUGCCGAUGAUUUUCAGGCGUACGUUGAUAUCAUUCCCGAGUCACUUAUGCCGGCUCUUCUUUGGAAUCCGUAUUCCUGCCCGAAAUUGUCCCUUCCGGCAGCCAAGGUUGAGAUAUUCGACCUUGGCCUUCAAGAGGCUGCUCAGCAUUCACCUCUUACCGACUGGGCCCGCAAUGCUUCACUCUCUUUGUCUAGUGCCGCCCCGCAUGAUCCCGUCAUUGGCCCAUUGCGAGCGGUUCUAGAUACAAUCCCAGGACUGGCAGUUCAGGCCUUGCCAUAUAUCAUCCAUGAAGUGCUACUCUCCGAAGAUAAAAGAGAAAGUAGACUUCGGCAGGCGAUCUCUGGACUAUUCAAAGACAUUCUUGGCAAAGUCACUGAAGACACAAUGCCGCAUACUCGACUUGUCAUCAGCUGCAUAUUGUAUCUUCGAAAUCAGCCUAUUCCCGGUGAAUCAACGAUCGUUGAUCGUGAUAAGUGGCUUGAAAUCGACUAUGGGCAGGCAUCUGCAGCUGCCCAUCAAUGUGGACUGCAGAAGACAUCGCUUCUUUUCCUUGAAAUCGAGGCAUCUAGGGUCAUUUCAGGAUCUCGCCGCGCCUCUGUGGCAAAAUACGAACCACCCGUGGAGCUUCUGCAUGAUAUCUUCAAAAAUAUUGAUGAUCCGGAUCUUUUCUACGGAAUUCAACACAGCUCAUCUCUGCCAACCGUCAUGGAGAGGCUAGAGUAUGAAAGCUCAGGCUUGAAAAAUCUUCUCUUCCAGAGCGCGCAGUACGACAGCGAAGUUCAGAUGUCUGAUAAUGCAAAUCCUUUUGGGGUCUUAAGAGCCUUGAACGCGACCAAUCUUCAAGGAAUAGCCAACACAAUGCUGUCUGCCUCUGGCAGUGCGAAUAAUAUGCCGGCUUCUUUCGGCAGCAUGCUACAAGCCGCAACAAGUCUCCAGCAGUGGGAUAUUCCAGUCUCAUCAUUGGAUGUUUCACCCUCAGCGACUGUAUUCCGCGCAUUGCAGAGCUUGAACACAUCGGCAUCUCUAUCCGAGGUUAUUCUGUCCCUGGACAACUGUCUGCUGACAACAUUAAAGACUCUCAGCGAGAGUGGUCAAUCCACAAUUGAGUUGCGAAACACGAUGCGUGCACUUGGGAUCAUGACUGAGAUAAGUGACGUUCUACAAGCCUCGUCAACUCAAGAGAUGAAAGACGAAUGGGAGAGGAUUAUGGACAGGAGCAGUUGGUUGAAAACUGAAAGCUAUACCGAGGUCGGGGAGAUCUUGAGCUGGCACGAGGCAUUGUUCUCUUCCAUUAGGAAGAAUGAGUUCCUGACGUCCAAGUCAAACUUGGGCCCAGGAGACGCGCGCCUACUCGAGGCGAAGGUUUUCCGCCAGUCGCUAGAUAUUACUAGGAGUCAUGGUGUUGCCCAGGCAUCCUUGAAAUCCGCAAUCAGCUUGUCAAAGCUUGCCGAGCCUUGUGCUGACUUGGGAUUGAAUAUUGAGGGGGCAGCGAAAUUUGACCUUGCCAACGUUCUUUGGGACCAAGGGGAAAUGACUGCAUCGAUCCGAAUGUUGCAACAGCUGAAGGGACAAAGUGACUUGCACAAACAAGCUAUUCCGCUCAGUCGUGCUGAAUUGCUCGUAACCUUGGGACAUCACGUCGCUGAGGCCCGACUAGAGAAGCCAGAAUCAAUUCUCCAAGACUACCUGUACCCGGCUGUCAAGGAGCUAAAGGGUGCCUCGGAAGGGGAGUCCGCUGGGCGGGUCUACCACGGCUUCGCAAGUUUCUGUGACCAGCAACUCCUGAAUGUCGACGGAAUGGAAGACUUCAAACGAAUCAAACAACUGCGUGAUCGCAAAGAAAAAGAACUCCUUGGCCUAGAAGACAUGAUGAAGAAUGCAGAAGGUCGAGAAAGAGAAUCUCUCAAGAUCUUCCGUGCCAAAGCAAAGCAAUGGUUUGAUCUCGAUGACCGCGAAUACCAGCGUCUCUUACGCAGUCGGGAGGCUUUCUUGCAACAGUGUCUUGAGAACUAUCUGCUUGCCCUGCGGGAAAGCGAAACUUACAACAACGAUGCUCUCCGAUUCUGUGCAUUGUGGCUCGACAAAUCUGAAAGCAAGACUGCCAACACGGCAGUAUCCCGAUAUGUCAAUGAUGUGCCAAGCCGCAAAUUCGCACCUCUCAUGAAUCAACUAUCGUCUCGCCUGCUCGAUGUUUCUGAUGAUUUCCAGUCUCUUCUCACUAGCUUGGUCUUCCGAAUCUGCGCUGAACACCCAUUCCAUGGAAUGUACCAGAUUUUCGCCAGCAGCAAGUCAAAGGGUGGCAAAGAUCAAUCCUCGCACUCUCGCUUCCGAGCUGCGAACAAGCUCGUGGACCGCCUGAAGAACGACAAGGAUAUUGGCCCGACCUGGAUUGCAGUCCACAACAUGAACAUUACAUACGUCCGUUUCGCCAUUGACAAGCCCGACAGCAAAUUCAAGACUGGUGCGAAAAUUCCUCUGAAGAAACUCCCCACCGGUGAUCGCCUGGGGAAGGACGCCGAGACUUACAAGCUGCCACCACCCACAAUGAAAAUCGAGCUUCGUGCAAACCUCGACUAUAGUGAUGUUCCUUCGAUUGCCAGAUUUAGCUCUGAAUUCACGCUAGCGUCGGGUGUCAGCGCACCCAAGAUUGUGACCGCUGUUGCCACCAAUGGAGUUCGAUACAAGCAACUGUUCAAAGGAGGAAACGACGAUCUCCGGCAGGACGCAAUCAUGGAACAGGUAUUCGAGCAAGUGAGCAGUCUUCUAAAAGAUCAUCAGCCUACACGCCAACGGAACCUGGGAAUUCGAACCUACAAGGUUCUCCCGUUGACGCUGAACGCUGGAAUCAUCGAGUUCGUCCCAAACACCAUUCCUCUGCACGAUUACUUGAUGCCCGCACAUCAGCGUUAUUUCCCGAAGGACAUGAAACCCAGCGCCUGCCGGAAGCAUAUUGCAGAUGUGCAGACCAGGUCAUUCGAACAAAGGGUCAGAACCUACCGUCAAGUUACGGAGCACUUUCACCCCGUGAUGAAGUACUUUUUCAUGGAGAAGUUCAGCAAUCCCGAUGACUGGUUCAGCAAACGGUUAGCAUAUACACGAAGUACUGCUGCGAUCUCCAUUCUUGGUCAUGUUCUCGGACUUGGUGAUCGACAUGGUCAUAAUAUCCUGUUGGACGAGAAGACAGGAGAGGUAGUGCACAUCGACCUGGGUGUGGCGUUCGAACAAGGACGCAUUCUCCCUGUGCCCGAGGUGGUUCCCUUCCGAUUGACACGAGAUUUGGUCGAUGGGUUUGGCAUCACCAAGACAGAAGGCGUGUUCAGGCGCUGCUGUGAGUUCACACUAGAAGCACUUCGGCAAGAGUCGUACAGCAUCAUGACCAUUCUUGAUGUGCUCCGAUAUGAUCCAUUAUACAGCUGGACCGUGUCUCCGCUGCGAAUGAAGAAGAUGCAAGACAAUCAGGACGCUGGUGACGGGCCACCUCUUCUGCCUGGCGCACAAGACAAGCCUGUCACCAAUGAACCAAGCGAGGCUGAUAGAGCUUUGACUGUGGUUGCCAAGAAGCUGAGCAAAACCCUGAGUGUCACUGCCACGGUCAAUGAGUUGAUCCAGCAAGCAACUGAUGAGAAGAAUCUCGCGGUACUGUAUUGUGGUUGGGCGUCUUAUGCUUAA